Molecule: messenger RNA, 746 nt
Organism: Colius striatus (speckled mousebird)
Lineage: Eukaryota; Metazoa; Chordata; Aves; Coliiformes; Coliidae
Gene: EFCAB10
Product: EF-hand calcium binding domain 10
Exons: 4
Coding region: 1-387 (128 amino acids)
Molecular function (GO): calcium ion binding
Source: RefSeq, a predicted model, not a curated record
AUGGCGGCGGGCGAGCAGCGGAGCCGCGACUACCUGCGGCACCACCGCGUCCCGCAGCUGUUCCAGCGCCUCGCAGAGCUGCUGCUCUACCACCGCCCCGAACGACCGCGCGAGUUCCUGAUCGAGGCGCUGGAAAGGGUGAAGGCGGGAAAACGAGCCGAGGGGGAGUACCCGAACCUGAUGGACGAGACCAACCUGGCGGCCAUGUUCAGCCUCCUGGAUGUGGUCGGGCAAGGCCACAUCACGCCAGCGCAGCACAGAGAAGCUCUUAAAACUUUGGGACUGAGCACUGAAGGUCUGCAGCUUGGAGACGAUGAGAAUAUCACACUGGACAUAUUCAAGGAAGAAGUGAAGAAAAAGAUGAUGGAGAGCUGGGCUGUGUAUUAGUUUGAGCAGUGAUUUGCUAUUAAAAAUAGUCCUCUUGCUCAAUUCUGGUUUGUCAGCUGUGGUAGCUGAGUUUAAGCAGUACUGGCUUUUUAUUGUUUCCCUGCCCUGUUUGAGCAAUCAGCUGAAAAGGAAAAAGGACAAGAAUGUGUUGAAGACACUGGACGAGUAGCAUUUGAGAAUUGCUUAACACACUAAAUGGUUAAAAAAAGAGCAGAGAACUCUUCUACGCAACUGCAAGAGUUUCUCCUUUCAGUCUGUAGCUUACUGUACCAUAUGGGGCUCAUUAUCACUGAAUCAAAUGAACUUUAGGAUGGGAGCUGUUUCUUAAGUUGGUUUUGUUUUCUGGCAGGGUUAGGCAC